Molecule: messenger RNA, 3425 nt
Organism: Calypte anna (Anna's hummingbird)
Lineage: Eukaryota; Metazoa; Chordata; Aves; Apodiformes; Trochilidae
Gene: NIBAN1
Product: niban apoptosis regulator 1
Exons: 14
Coding region: 1-3375 (1124 amino acids)
Source: RefSeq, a predicted model, not a curated record
AUGGGCAGCUCUGCCUCCAGCCUGCUGGAUGAGAGCAAAUGCUCCUACAUCCGAGGAACGACAGAGGCUGUCAUCAAAACCUUCAGCCCCCACUACCGACGCCAGUAUGCGGUGGCUUUCUGCAGGCACGUGCAGGAUGAGCUGGAGCAGCACCAGGAGUCUCAGUUCCGGUUCCUGAAAACCAAGCCCCCAGUGGAAGCUGGAACAGUCUUGUAUGAGGCAGAGGUGCUGCAUUUUGCCAAGGAUCUGAAGAAGUGGAAGGACCAAUAUGUUGUUAUUGAAAAUGAUUACACUGUGGGUUGCUUUGAGACUAAGGAGGCCUACCAGAAUGGAGCCAGCCCUAAAUAUCAUAUUUUUCCUGCUGGAGGCAAAGUACUGACUUCAGAAGAAGAUUACAACUUGCUGUCUGAUAAACAUUUUCCCAAUCCAGCUGGUUCAAGUGAGAAGGAGGUUGCUCAAGCCUUCAUUCAGCUCCCAAGGGAAUUCCCUGUUUACCUGUGGCAGCCCUUCUCCCAACACAGCUACUACUGCUUCCAGGAGCCAGGAACUCAGAGGCAGUUCAGCGCCGUGCUGGAGGACUGUGUGAGACACUCAAACCAUGAUUUUCUCAAGCAAACCACAUAUGAAGUGAAGGCAUUCCUAGAAGCCAUUCAGUUCUUCCGGCAGGAGAAAGGCCGCUAUGGGAUGUGGGAAAUGAUAACUGGGAAUGAAAAGGAGAUCCUGAGCAACCUUGUGAUGGAGGAACUGCUGCCUACCCUUCAGACCAUGAUACUACCCAAAAUGAAAGGAAAAAGGAAUGACAGAAAGCGUGCCUGGUUUGGUGUUGUAGAAGAAACUUACAGCUUGGUCCAGCAGCAAGUGUCAGAAGCAUUAAGUACCUUGAAAGAAGAGUGCAGAGAUUAUACAAAAACUCUUGAAGGAACAAUUCGCUCUGACAUGGAUCAGAUUCUAAACUCCAAAAACUACUUAGCUGGAAAAAUCAAAGCCAGUGUUUUGGAGCCUGCCCAGAAGUGCUGCACAGAGAACAUCCAUCCAUUCCUCCCAUCCAUCUUGGAGGAGCUCAUGGGUCCUGUGAGCUCUGGUUUUGCUGAAGUCCGUUCACUUUUUGAUAAAGAAGUUAAUGAAAUCAUCCAGGACUUCCAGAAGACAAAUGAUCUCACAAAGCUAAAGGAGAAUGUGGGUCAGCUUAUCAACCUGCCAUUCAACUCUGUGAAAAUGGAGCCCUGCUAUCUGAAAGUGAACCUCCUCCAGGAGCUCCUUCAAGACCUCAGAAGUCGCUUCAAGGUCUCCCACAUUGAUUUGAUUAUUCAGAAGACACAGAACUUCAUGCAGGAGCUGAUGGAAAAUGCAGUUUAUACUUUUGAGCAGUUGUUCUCUUCAAGUCAACAGGCAGACUCGGCGAGAGUUGCAACAACCAUUGAAAAAGUCAAGCUGAGAGUACUGAAGCAAUAUGAUUAUGACAGCAGCACCAUCAGGAAGAAGAUAUUUCAAGAAGCACUGGUACAGAUUACUUUGCCCACAAUGCAGAAGACACUGGCUUCCACGUGCAAACCAGAGCUGCAGAAAUAUGAGCAGUUCAUUUUUGCUGAUUACACAAGUGUGAUCCAAGUAGAGAAUGUGUAUGAGGAGAUUUUAUAUCAAACACUGCUUGAGGAAACCCUGAAAGUGAUAAAAGAAGCUGCCAUUAUGAAGAAGCACAACCUGUUUGAAGAUAACUUGAAUUUGCCCUGUGAAAGUGUGUCCAGCUUAACAGACCUGAAAACCCCUUCAGGAUCAGCACAAACCACCCCAUCAAAGAAGCCUCCCACCACCCCAGCCAAGGCCUCUAACACUGACAUUCCAAGUGAUGAAACACUCAUUGUGACAGGAAAAGUUUCUUGGGAGAAGGAUGGUGAUGAUAAAAAAUCAUCAGGUAAAGAGGCAGCCACUCCUCUGAAUGAUCAGCAAAGCCAAAGUGAAGAUGUGGUGCUUAUAGGUGUCAGUGACAAAAGAGAGGCUCUUCCAGCUAUACUCACACACCAAGAAGUUGCAGAGGAAAAAAGCACUUUGCACAGUGAAGCAAAGUGUAUGAUGAACACUGAGAAAGAGCUUAAGACACAGCAAGAAGCUGUGGAGGGAAAAGAUGCUCUUGGGACUGAAACUGCAGUGAAAGAUUUUGGAGCCAGACCUAAAAAAGAGCUUAAGGUUCACGAAGCAGAGGAAAGGGACAUGAAUCCUUCUGAGAGCCAAACAGCAGUGGAUGAAGUGUUUGUUGAUGGCACUGAAAAAGAAAGCAAAGCACAGGAAGAAGUUGAUGAGGCAAAGGUGACUUCCUCACAUGGCAAUGUAGCAGAAGCAGAGAUUUUAGGGAAUGCUGAAGAGAAAAUCAAGGUAGAAAUAGAAAUUACAAAAAUAAUAUCCCAAAGGGAAGAUGCAGUAAGAAUAGGAUUUGAAGAGGACACUAAAAAAGAAAGCAAUAACCAAGGGGCAAGUACUGAGACAGGGGUUGUUUCCCAGGAUGAAAACACAAGGAAAGGAGGGUUUGGGGAUAAUUCCAAUAAAGAAGGGAAGUCAGAAGAAAAGAGUUGUAAAUCCCCUGAUGAUGUGAAUGAGAGACAGAUUUUGCUUGUGGUAAUGGCUGAGAUACCAGCAGCUCCUCCAGCUGAGAACAUAAAAGAGAUUGGUGAAGGUGAGAGAUUAAAGUUGCAGGAGCUGAAUGAAGGGAACAAUGAGUUGAGCAAAAUGGCUGCAGCAGAAACUCAAAUGAGCCAAAUGAUCAUGAGUGAAGAUGCAGCAGAAUGUGCUAAAUUCAGGGAGGACCAAGCACCUUCAUCCAGUUUGGGGACAGAUUAUAGUAAUUUAGUGAAUGUGUCCAAAGGGGCUUUCAAUAUGGUACAAGCAGAAGGGCUGGUGGAAGGCUCAGAUGUGCCUCAGGAGGCAAGGGCAGAGGUGGAAAUGAAGCCAAGUGUUUGGUACAGAGGCACAUCAAGCUGCACAAGUGAUAGACUGCAGGCAGAAGGACACACUGAGAACAUGUCUGAAGGCAACAGAUUAGAUGGGGAGGAAGGAGGAGCAGGGAGCAGCCGUGCCAUCCUGGAGGCAGGGAUUGAGAGCUUUUCUCCUGAUCCUGCUGAAAGUGCAGACACAAGACCAGGGCCCAUUCUGGAUAGAGAAAACCCAGGAAAAGGACUGCUAGAAGUGCCAGGUUCUGUGGUGCCAGAGCAGGGUGAGGUAAGUGCUGUGGGGAUCUCAGGAGGUGCAGAGCUUAGGGAGGGUGAAGGGAAGCCAGAAAAUGAAUCAUCUUCACAUACAGAAAUAACAAGCACAGAAGUAAAAGAUACUUUCCCAGUAGGAAACAGAGAAGGUAGUUGUGCACUGCAACAGUCUGAAGGGUAAGGAAGAGUUUUCAGCCCAGCCCUGCAGGAUUUAUUCACUCCAGAAAUCCC